AUAUACACCCCUCUUCAAGUUAAAAACCAUACAUACCACACUCAUUUUUUUUCAACUCAAAAACCAUGGAUUGGUUCUCAUGGCUUUCAAAAACAAACCUUGAUCCAUCUCUUGUAUAUGAGUAUGGCCUCACCUUUUCACACAAUGAGCUAGAACAAGAAGACAUAGUUUACUUCAACCACGAGUUUCUCCAAAGCAUGGGAAUCUCCAUAGCCAAACACAGGCUAGAAAUUCUCAAACAUGCAAGAAAAGAAAAGUCAAAGAGACAACCACCAAGACCAGUUGCAAAGAUCAUGGUAGCAAUAAAAAAGACCAAAAAGUGCUUAGAGGACUACAUCAUGAGAAAAUUGGUUACAUGUGAGGAAUCAAAUUCAGCACUUGUUGUUGUUCCAACAUCAAGACCUAGUAAUAAUAGUACUUAUUAUGGAUCAAGAUCAUCAUGGAAGAGUAGUUCUUUGAAGAGGAGUAAUAAGAAGAUGAAAGUGGAGAAACAAGAGAGGUUGUUGCUUACUAAUGGAAGUCCUAGUCCUACAAUGAUGCCUGCUUUUGCUCUUGAUAGUUUUUCUAGUACUCCUAUGGUUUAUCAUUUUCAUGAGGGAAAGAUGAAAGGUGAAGAUGAUGAUAAUAAUGGUUAUUGGUCAGCUGCUGUUGAAGAUAUCAGGUGGGAUACUAUGUUUCAAGAUCUAAAGCCAAAUUAAUUUUUUUUUAUAGGUUUUAUUAUUUCAACCUCAAAUUUUAAUCGGGUGUUUGAAACUAUGACAUAUAGUCAUAGUAAUUUAACGAAGAUCGGAAGCUCUAAGUUAAAUCUGAUAUAAUUUGAAGCUUCUAUCGUAACGUGUCUGAAAAUGCGAGGUUAAAGCAUUUUCAGACAUGUGAGAUAAUACUUGGUGAGAGAUGGAUUUUUUAGGGUUCUUCCACCAUUUUGAAUUUGCUUUUACUUUUGUUGUUUUAUUUAUUUUUUUGUUUAUUCAUUAGUGGUGUGAAUCAUGUGGAUGGGUAACUUUAGCACUUGUCUGUAUGAGUAAUGAUGUUUGACUACUUUUGCUUUUGAAUGUUUGUUACUUUUAGGUUUGAAUAGGUGAAAUUUGGAUUAGAUUAGCGUAAUUGUUGGGAGAGAAUGAUUAAGAAAUAGGUGAUUAUUGUUUUGUUCUUUAUAGCAAAUUUGAAGUCCAAAUUUGUAACAUGUUAUGGUUAUUUUUACACAAUAUACAUUGACAAAAGUAUAUUUAUAGUUAAAUAAUGUCUUACUUUCACAUUCUUGUUUCAUAAUUCUUGAAUGGAACUUUAUCUCAAUAAACAAUUGAUUUUUUAUUUUAUUUUAUAUAUUUUUUUAGUUGUAUAUUUUAAUUCUUGCAACCAUAUAAAUAAAAUUUAACAGAAUCAAUUUUAAAACCAUUUGUAAUACAAUAAGAGGCCUAUUAGAGAAUGCUAUUCAAAAUGAUGAACGAAUUUGGUUAUCUCAUAACAUUAUUGUGGUUUGAAUUCCAAACCACUCAACAAGCAAAAGAAGGGAAAGGACGAAACUGCCCCGUGCCCCACACAUGUGACAACUGAUAUUGAUGUCAAUUUAUUUAUUUCAAAGUGGUGACCAUAGAUUCAGAUUUCUGAGAGAUGCUAUUAUUUAUAGCAGUUCAGCAAUUUGUUCAGAAAA
Molecule: messenger RNA, 1651 nt
Organism: Vicia villosa (hairy vetch)
Lineage: Eukaryota; Viridiplantae; Streptophyta; Magnoliopsida; Fabales; Fabaceae
Exons: 1
Coding region: 66-698 (210 amino acids)
Molecular function (GO): protein binding
Source: RefSeq, a predicted model, not a curated record